This is a messenger RNA of Rhopilema esculentum, 3740 nucleotides long. Its product is annotated as neurexin-4. The record is from RefSeq and is a predicted model, not a curated record. Lineage: Eukaryota; Metazoa; Cnidaria; Scyphozoa; Rhizostomeae; Rhizostomatidae.
UCAGUUAGAGUUUACAGGAGGUGGACAAUGUUGGUCAGUGUAUUUUUGUACCCGUUGUUCCUGUCUUUAAACGCGCCUGUUAAGGCAUCAAGCAGCUUCUUUAAGCUUGAAAAAGGAGACCAAAAUGGUAUAAAUACUGGCAUUUCAAAGAUGCAUUUUAGGUGUGAUCGCGACCAAAGUUGUGCAUACACUAAAAUCAACAAGGUGACACAAGAGUUUCAGCUUUUAACAGAGAAUUACGUUAUCAGUGAGGCAGACGAAGAUACAGAAACAGUUUGGAGAAAAGUUUUACAGAUUUAUCCUUCCUGCAAAGAGGCCUUACCAGGGAACCUUAACAAUGGGGUAUACUGGAUUCAGCACAAGAAUAUGCAAGAACCAAUAAAAGUCAAAUGCAAAAGAGAGACAGGAAAUGUUCUCGCAGUAUUUGAUCACGACAGCGAAUCACGCAUAGUGGCUAAAGGGUUUGAAGACCCUGGAUCGUAUCGGCAUAGAAUCACCUACACGACUCGACUUCAAGACUUGACAAGCUUUGUCGACUCCUCACGUCAAUGCCGCCAGUUCACUAGAAUUGAUUGCAUCUCAAUGGGUUUGUAUUUACCUGCGAUGAGUACCCCAUUUAGUGGAUACCUCGUGGAUAGAAGCGGGAGUAGAAUGGAUUAUAUUGGCGGUGGACCAUCAAAUGGAAGAGGAUGCAGUUGUGGAAUAAAUGGUACAUGUGCAAAAAGUUCAUAUCUUUGCAACUGUGAUGUCAAUGAUGAGGUAUGGCGAUUUGACGAGGGAUUUGUCACCGACAGCAAGAGGCUGCCAAUAACUGAAGUGAGGCUUGGAGAUACAGGUGGUGCGUCUGAAGAAGGUGCCCAUACCAUUGGGAAACUUAUCUGUGAAGAGUGGCCAUAAGCAUUCAUUAAAGACUGCCACCAUUUCAAAAUCAAAGGUGACUUCUAUUAGUUGCAGAUGGAAAGCAAAAAUGGUUACAGCUGGCAGUGACACAUAGUAGAUGUUUAAAGAGAUAAAGUUUAACACAACACAUGGGUCAUACAAAAGAGACAAAAGUCUUUGAAAAAAGCAGAAAAUAUAUUUGACUCAUCACUACAAAAUUCUCAGUUUUCGAAUAGAGAAGUUAUAAUAAAUUUUCCACCAUGAAUACAGUGCAUUAUCUUGAAGCAAAGAAUAGUUAUAAAGACUCAAAGAGAAAUUUUUCAAAGGAAUUCAUUACUUGCCUUGCAAAAUGUAAAAAAUCUUAUAAUCUUUUUAUGUUUAAUUGUAUAUAUUCAAGACUUAAACAAAUUAUCUAAGAACCUCUCCACUAAUUCUACAAGUGGAAAUGACUCUAAAGUUCUAAUAGAACGCUUUUCGUUUAAAACUAUUUCAAUUUUUGCUUACAUUAAGAAUUGACAAGGUCUUUGCAACCACCCUGACUAAAAUCCAACAAAAUUAAUAAACACAGCUUUCAUCUCGCAAUGGCAAAUGAUAUAUGGUGCGGGGACGGUUUAAUGGCUAGGGUCGCUUACUAAAGAUUCAAAGAUCCGUGGUUCCAGUCCUUAUUGUGACCAAAUUUCUCUCAGAGCGAGGAGAGUCGUCAGCUCUCUGUAACUCAAGGCGUAGGAAUUACGAGGUGUGGUCACAUAGAGAGGAAGGGAAAGAUUUUCAGCGUGAUAAGAACUACCUUAGGUACCAAAUUAUAUAAUACAAUAUAUGAAGCAGUUCUAUUUCAUAUGGAUCAGCCAAAUCUGAAAUUUCCGUUUUCUGUUAAGCUUUGAUAUAGAAGCGCCACAAGGUUCAGCUAUGGAGCCUAUCUUCUUCAGUUCUUUGUACUUAGUAUCUAUUCAAUAGCGUAUCUAAAUUUAUUUUGAUUUUGAAGUUAUACAGCGGCAAACAUAGACUUGUUCAUGGUAUUUUAUCAUUUUAAAUUUGUUUUGUCAUCUAGAGUUCUAGAUUUAGGUUAAGCAUAAAAUUUGGCAACGUUUAUUACAUCGUCUGCUUUGUAACAGUACAGGAUUUAUCGAAGAAGCGUAAGAUUUUUGCAAUGGGUAUGAAAUAAUAUGAAUAGAGGAUCUUUACAAAGAAUCACGUAAAAUUUCUAUUGAAAUUUUUGGUACUCUACGUAUGAUAUUGUACAUUACCAAAAAUUUUAGUAAACUCAUUACCUUCUUAGAACAUCAAUUAAACAAUAUAAAAGUACAUCAAAAUUGAUAAAGAUUGUAGGUUACUCAUCCAUUCUUAGAGGAACAGAUUCUCAAAAUUAAAAAGACUACAGAAUUCUUUUCUUGGGUAUGAGCCAACACGCUCAUCAAUAUACCAUCAUCUCGUGAUAGUUAGUAAACACUGUUUUGAAUGCAAAAAACAGAAUCUGUGCUUGGGCAAAUCUGGAAAUCUCAAACCAGUCGCUAAAAGGAGUCAAAUAAUUUUUGCAUUUACCCUGAUCAUUGUGUUUCAUUUAUUCUUAUUUUGCCAAUGAUAAACAUGUUUCUUCAACUGCAAUGCGUCAUAAAGCAAAAUAGUUUUUGAUUCUCAGCCAUACGUAAAUCCUCGAAUUGCACUCCCACGAAAAAUUCCCCCUUCGAAUAAGUCCCCAUCCUAGAGCAACAAAUUGUCAAUAACCCCCUCCCCCUAGAAUAAGCCCACACGGUUGCUUUCGGCGUUUUGUUGAACUGUUUCAGUGACAUGCUUAAGAUAAUUUUAUAAGCCCCCCUCUACUCAUUAAAGCCCCUCUCAUCGUAUAAGCCCCCAUCCAAAAAUAUCCAAAAAUAAAGCCCCCAGGAGGAUACAUCGGGAUUUCCGGUAUAGAAAAAAGAUGUUAAUCCGCGUGUACGUAAAAAUUAAAUGACUAGCUUGUAUUCGAAUCAAGUAGACAUUCAACAAUGUACAGUAUAAAUUAUUAUCUAUCGUAUAUUAUUAACUGAAAUUUCAAAAACGUUGUGCAAUAAUUAAUUAUUACGAUAUAUCAACAUUUGAAACGAUGCCAGUAUGGAACUUCACCAUAAUAAUCUAUAUCUUUCAUUGUUACAUUCUGAAAGAAACCAGGGCAUAACUGAUGAAACAUAUUUAUUUAAUAAGACAUCUAGCUAACAUCUUUUGACAAAUUCUAUCAAACGAAAUUUUGACUUCUGAGGAAAUGUAUGGUAAACACAAGGAGCACAUCUCCUCCUCAGCCACUUCAAGCGUCAAAUUCAUGACAUGUGUUUUAUAGUAAAUUUUCUCCCAAGGCUCUUAGACAUUGAAAGACUUAACCAUUUUUGUCUUUUCAUGAUCUUACAACAUUUUUUCUUUCAAAGUAAACUUUAUUUCACCCUUUCCUUUCUAGACUUUUCUACCUCUUCUAUGCGUUGGCGUUGUUAUAGGUCCUCGGGUCUUUUCCUAACAUUACCAACAAGAAAGAUACGACUGGAUUUUAUAGUCAUUCAUUUUUAGCUAUAUCAAUAUCAUAUGAUUUUAUUGAACAAAAUUUAUCUAGCAGCACUGGUUAACUGAUAAUAUCGGCAAUUCAAUUAAAGAUUUCAUAAAGAUGACCUCUAGAAAAUUAAUUUUUUCGGAGAUUAAUUUUUUAGAUUGAUUUUUAGAAAAUCGCAGCUUAAUGAAAUUGAUAACCAGUACGACGACAAAAAAAAAACAUGAUGCAUUCGAUAACUUUUUGUUAAAUCGCAAAAGCUAAACAAAGGGGAUCGCAAAUCAUGAAUUUUUUCCGACUUUCUUUCCCGGAUUGUUUUCUUUGUUGGGCCUUUAUUCCUUGUUUAUUUCUC